Messenger RNA from Carassius auratus (goldfish), 2078 nucleotides. RefSeq names its product collagen alpha-6(VI) chain-like. Lineage: Eukaryota; Metazoa; Chordata; Actinopteri; Cypriniformes; Cyprinidae. The coding region runs from base 76 to 1410 and encodes 444 amino acids. The transcript is spliced from 6 exons. Gene Ontology annotation, molecular function: serine-type endopeptidase inhibitor activity. The record is from RefSeq and is a predicted model, not a curated record.
UUUUAUUCUCUCUUGCCAGAUCGUUGUAACCCAGACCCAGUGUGUGGUGUAAUUCUGCGGCCUCCACCUCUGCAGAUGGAUCUGGAUCUGUCUGUGCUGAUGGAUGGGUCUGAUAACGUGAACACUCAACACUAUGCAAAUAUGAAGGAGCUUCUGGUGUCUCUGUUGGACCGGAUCGAUGUGAGCAGUGAACCGAGCAGAGCCGACAGAAAAACCAGGCUGUCCGUCUACCAGCAGAGCUCCGUUUAUGGCUCAUCUUACAUCAACGAGGAGUUCAGCUUCACUAAAUAUAAAGAUCGCAAUAUCAUGAAGAGGCAUAUUAAAGAUACAGUGAAGCAAGUGGGCGGGACAUCCCACCCUGACUUUGCUUUGGAGUUGCUGAUUACUAACGUUAUCCUUAAAGUAGAAAGACAACGAAGCAAACGAAUGGUCAUGGCUGUUUUUGGUGAAGAUUUUAAGCACAACAAAGCUCAGCUUGAUUAUUUGUCUAGACUGUGUAAGUGUCAGAAUGUUGUGAUGUUUAUUCUCAUGGCGGGACAGAGAUUCGACCGGACACAGAUGGAGGAGCUCACCAGUUCUCCUCUGGACCAGCACCUGGUGUUCCUGGAUGACAGAGGUUAUGGCACACGCUUCGCUUACGCCUUCCUGCAUAUGCUCCACAAAGGAAUCUUACCCCAGUCAUUAAUACCUACUCCUGAUUGUCGUGGGUUUGUGGUGAGGCCUGUUGGAACUGGACCACAACCCACAGAGAGUGCUAUUCUGCCCACUGAAGCGCCCACCGAAGAGCCCACCGAAGAGCCCACUGAAGAGCCCACUGAAGAGCCCACCGAAGAGCCUUAUGAAGAGCUCACCGAAGAGCCCACAGAAGAAACUUAUAACUAUUAUGGAGAUGAGCAAAACAAAGAAUCAUUCAUUGAAGCCAGUCAAUAUGAUGACACUGAUCAAUAUAGAAAAGAGCACAGAAAGGACAAAAAGGACAAAAAGGAGCCCUCCAAGGCUAAAGCACGCUGCUUCCUUGAGAAAGAUUCAGGCCGUGUGUGUGGAUCGUAUAUGUCCAGAUGGUAUUACAGCCAGCAAACUAAGAAAUGCAUGCGCUUCUGGUAUGGUGGUUGUGGCGGAAAUGAAAACCGAUUCUUGACUGAGGAUGAGUGCUUUAAGGAAUGUGUGUCUACAGAAUCUGAAAAUCUUCAACAGGAUGAUUCCAGUUUCAAGGAUGUUUGCCAGCUCAUACUUGAUGCAGGAACUUGCUCAAACUUUUCAGUGAAAUGGUACUUCAACGUCAGCAGUGGUGAAUGUGUCCAGUUCUGGUAUGGAGGCUGUGACGGGAACAGCAACAGGUUCAACACUCAGGAGGAUUGUGAGAUUCGCUGUCUCAGGGCCAAAAAAUAUCUCAAAACAUCUAAACAGUGAUACAGUUGUGGUGAGAAUUGUUGGCACCCUUGGAAAAUAUGAACAAAGUAACCCGUGGAAAUAAAUCUGUAUUAAUCCUUUUGAUAUUUUAUUUUAACAUUUUACAAAGAUCUACGUUUUAAUUGGAGAAUAAGAUUUUUUUUUUUCUGUUGGUAUUUGAAUUUAUUACUUUUUCAUUACAGGGAUGCUUUUUCACCCGUGUGUACCAAACCCAUCUCGAUUCAAACUGCUAAAAUUCUUAUUUUUAAUUGAAACUGACCAUAAAACCCAGUACCGUUUGAAGAUCCAGAAAUGUCUGGCUAGUGAAUAUGCUGGAGAUUGUACUUGGAUGAGAGCAUUUUUGUUUCUUGAUUUUAUUAUUGAAACCCUCCCAAACAAUGUGGUGCUAUAGGUGUUGUUUGUUAGAUUUUUUUUUAAUGCUUUCUGACCCCAAGGCUCAGUUAUUUUCUGUAACUCUUUAGCUGUGGUCCUUGGCCACUCAAGCUAUCCUCCUCAGCUUGCAUUAAGACAGUCUAAAAACACAUCCUCUUUCAUAAUUUUACAUUUUUAUAUAACUUUAAUGCUCUAUCAGAGCACUGCCUUUUGACUGAAUUGCUCAUCAACUUUUAUGAUGGCUGUUGUUUAUUGAUUAUUAUUCAAUAAAUAAUAUUUCAUUUGCCAUCUUGAAA